Odontomachus brunneus is the source of this 6832-nucleotide messenger RNA. Its product is annotated as titin-like. The annotation marks the transcript as partial. The transcript has a single exon. The record is from RefSeq and is a predicted model, not a curated record. NCBI's taxonomy places the organism in Eukaryota, Metazoa, Arthropoda, Insecta, Hymenoptera, Formicidae.
GAAAACGAGUUGAGGGACGAGCUGUGGUUCAUCGAGUUCGGUCGCGGGGCGGCACUGCCGUUAACCCCGGAGGAGGCGCCGGCGGACGGUGAACCAGUGGUGCCAUGCGCCCAGGGUCGCGUCGUCGUGGAAACAGCGAGGCCGGCACCGCCGCACUUUGCUACCUGUUCCAGCUAUCGCAGGCCGCUUCUCAGUCGCGCAUCGAACAACAUGUCGAUUUACACGGACGGCACGGCGAUGUCGUCAUCGAGCAGCGGCGUGACGACGAACCAACAAGAGCAUCUACAGCAAUUACAACAGCAACAGCAGCAGGCUCUUGCUGGCGGUAAGGGUGCCGUCAGUAGAAGCGUCGGGAUGCCGCAGAGUCCUGCCAUGAGGCCGGAGGACCUCGGCGUGACGCCCUGGUACCUGGACGAUUAUUUGACGACGGCGGACACGUCGCCGGGACCAAUGGGUGAUCGGAGCUCGUAUCCCUCGUACUUGUACGCCGAUAGAGACGGCAGGCUGGACCUGAACGGCUCGACGAGGAACAGCAGCGUCGAUGGUGAGUUGAAGGCGCCGCCGCCGCCGCCCCCGCCGCCAGCACCUGUGCCUCGGAAGGCUUACAUGGAUCUGAGGGACGCGAUGGCGCUGUUGGAUGAGACCUGUCCGAACAUAGAACCCAGUCCGUCUCUUACCCCGCGGACGCCCAGGACCCCGCUUACGCCGUAUUCGCGUAACAAGAGAGCCCGCUCUAAGAGCAGCGACAACUCGUCCAAUUACAGCAACGAUCGACUGAGCGAUCGUUCGUCUGAAGCUUCCAAAGAAAAGGAUAAAGAGAAGGAUAAGAAGAGGCCGUUCCUGAGGAAGAUUGGCAUCUCGAAAACGGAAGAUCGACCGUUCCUGGCGAAGUGGACCCCGCGGAUCAAAGGCAAGCCUUAUUUGGAGAAGAUCGGGCCCAGCAAAGCCGUCGAGAGGCCGUUUUUGGACAAGAUCGGCUCGUCCAAAACCUUAGACAAGUUUACCUUCGAUACUCCGCGGAACGAACGUAGGAACGAAGUCAGACACGAGAAAAGGAUAAACGAUGUGAUCAAGAGGGAUGAGAUCGGUAACGACACUAGGCACGAGAUCGAGCGAUACGCGAUCGAAGAGAACGUCGAGAACAUAGAAGUCCAGGAAACGUCAUCCGUGGAGGAAGUACAGCACAAAUCUUCGAUAACUCCGCAAAUGUGGGCGACGUGCGAGAGAAGGCGGUCGGGUAAAGAGUUCCUGCUAAAGAUGCACUCGUUCGAGACGGAGGACUUGCAAUCCACGGUUCUAACGAAAGAACUACGAGAUCCGUUACGUGGCUUGUCCUUGGACGACGUAUUGGACUCCGGUCCGAGCUCGUUACCGACGGAGAACAGCGACGAGCGCGAGUCGAGGACAGAAACGGAGAGCCAACAGGCGACCGGCGGGGCCGAGUUGCUGAGAUGUCGAGUGAUCACCAGCGAGGAGAUUAUAUCCUCCGCGUGCUUGGACUCGCCGGGCGAGGCCAACAGCUGGAGCAAUUCGCCGCGCAGAGCGCAGCGUAUGAGAAAGGAGUCAGUUACACCCGUUCGUCGCAGGAUCCAUCAGACUUCCCGCGAGAUCCUUCGCAGCGACGACAGCAUGCCGAACUCGCCCAGCAAGAGGCCGAUCUCGAGCGUCUCACCCGAUCGCGAGGUCGAGUCUAGGAGCGACACUUUGGAGAGAGGAUCGUUUUCCCCGACAAAGACUAGAAAACUGAUCGUCGAGGAUAUGAGGAAAAUCGACAACACGAGGCGAUCGUUCAAGUAUAACCAGUUCGAGAGACGAGGCAUCUCCUCGGAUAAUCUGCUGGCAAAAGACGCCCUCUCAUUCGUCACUGCCUCACGGACUAUAACCGACGAUAUCGGGAGAACGAGGGAGAUCUCGUCGGAGGACUCGUUGGCCGCUCGCCGUGGUGUUCAGGAGUAUACGCGGGAGACCUUCAAGCAACUGCAGGAUAAGUUCAAGUUGCAGGAGAUACCUACGGAAAGUUACGCGGCUUUCAAACGACGCACACGGGCUGCUCAGGGAUCGUUGAGUCAUCAUGAGAGGCUAAAGAUGAGUCUGCUACCGGGAGGACCAGAAGUGCGGAUCUUGAAGAACGAAGAGCUUAAGGCAGAAUACGCACCAACAACCGACGCGAAGGAAAACGAACCAGCCGAGAUAAAGCGAGAUCAGAGUCCAGAAGGCACGGUUAAAUCCGUUCUAAGGAAACAAGAGAGAAUCGAUCAAACCAGUGAACAGGAGACGGACACGAACGCGUCCAUCAGACGGCCGAAGAGGCGGAUCUUCCACGAGCCUUCGCAGGAAACUAUGGAUCUGUUGACGGAGUUGCGUAAGGUGAAGAGCUUACUGAAGACUCCAUCUUGGGAGAAGAUCGAUUUGGAGCUGCAGAAACCGGCGCGGAUGCCAAAGCGUAUUCUGCUAACGGACAAGGAGUUUUGUCUAUCCGUGGAGCGGGAGAAUAGCGUACGCCGUCCGUCGCGGAUUAUCAAUUCGCUGGGGACCACAGAGGAAGGUAAGAUCGCAUCGAGUCAUAAGGAACAAGAGGCCAAAGGAAGUCAGUUGAACGAGACCGAAAAAGUCAGCGAGCAGAAGUCACCCGGACCGGCUCUGUUUGAGAAGAAGUGUAUGUCUUUAGACUACGCCGACGAAGAUAAACCCCACAAACCGGAGACUAGAGCGAUCUCUUUGGCCUCUACGAGGAACCUGCCGUCCGAGGCCGACGAUCUGGCGCUGAUGUACUGCAAGAGUUACUCCUCGGAUCUCUUCAACUCGCCGUCCGAGGAGACGCCUGAGAAUGAGGACGAAGUAAAAUCGCCGGAGGAAGAAUCACAAGAGAGUGAAUUGCAAGAGAGCGAACCACAAGAAAGCGAACCACAAGAGAGAGAACCACAAGAGAGAGAACCACAAAAGAGAGAAUCGCCGGAGAAGAAGCCCAGUCAGAAUCACUGCGCCGAGGUGGACAUCGCCAUUCCCAUCGAUCAGAAGAUCACCAGUCCCAAAGGAGAAGACGUCCAGGGACGAACCAGCGACCUCUACGAGAUCAUAUCGCCGCGAUCGACGCCGUUCCGCGUUAAGAAGCGACUCGGCAAAAUCUCCGUCGAGGAGAGCGUCAAGCCGGAGAAUUUCACCCUCGGUUCUAAGGUCGACUGCCGGUCGGUCGUUGCUCAGAAACGGACCAAGUGCUUCCCCUUAUAACGCACGUCGAUCUGCCCGCGGGCGAGAUUCUCUCCGCGACGAUUUCGGGCCGCGUUCGUGCCCGCGAAGAGAACGGGAUGCAGGUGUUGCGUUUCGCGUUGAUCUUUUCAGUACUGUGCUUACGUGCAAAUGGCUGAAUACGUGGGUGCUUGACUCGCGCGAUUCCCAACAUCUUAUUUAGAUGAGAAAAAGGCUCCGUGUCUUUUCAAGUAUAGCUCCUCAAAUUAUAGAGGUCUGUGAGAAACGGUAUCAAUGGAAAGAGUGAAAUAUUCUUACAGAAAAUGAUGAGAAGAAAGCAUUCGUAAAAAAAAAUUAUUAGUACGGAACAUAGGUAUUACACGUAGGUACUGAAAGGGUUAAACCGAUCGAGUGAUUCACGAUAAUAAUUACGUCCUGCAUCCGUCCUCUUCCGGCACGAGCGCGGCAUUCUCUUGAGUUGCUUCUAAGAUCGAACGAACGAAAAUGGAAGAAAUGGUGGAUUCGCGUUAGACGGAUACUUUCUUUGACGUGGCGCUCGACUCGAAAUAACGACUCAGUAAACUCUGUCACUCUCUUUUAGUUAUCAGUUAAUCGAAAUUAAUCGCGCGCAAUGGAAAUAGAACGGCUUGAUUUAUUUCGUAUUUAGUGAGUGUAAUCGUGGCAUCUGUUAAGGAUUCUCGCUCGUUCUCAAAGUUCUCGUCUCGUUUUCCCAAACUUUCCAGUAAUAUCAACAGAUUCAAUAGACGCGUAAGAAAUAUCGAAGGGAAUAGAAGCGCAAAGGGGGAAGAAUUUGACAACGGAAGCAACGUGAUGCGUCGAGGAAAUGUCAUUAUUUCGCUCUGCUGCGCGAUAUAAACAAUCAGGCUGCCGCUGUAUUCUUGAAAUCGAUAUUACUGCUCCACUGAUUAUCGCAGAAUGACGUCCCUUCGAAAGUAUAACGCCAACGUCGAUUACGCAAUUUCUCCGGGUGACAAGAAGGAAGACCAAGACGGAGGAAGAAAACGAGCCGGAAAAGCGAUCGAUUCGUGAGGAAGGAAACGGUUGAAUGGGGUUGUUCAGUUCAGAGCCUAAACAGCGGAUCUUUUCGACGCAACGAGUGAGCCGAAACGCGUGCGAGAGAGCUCCUACGGAAAUAUUCUAAAGUGUACCCCCGACCAUUUUUUACUCGACAUUUUCGAGGUGAACGAAGCGGCCCGAAAGGGUCGCUGGAAGCUCGAUGACGCGACGGACUUUUUCGCCCGCUGGUGCGCGGCCGACGCGCUGGAACGAAGGAUCCGGCGAAAUUUCUUGUGUCGAGCAGUGCCUUGUUCGUGGAUAUAUAUUAUUUAAACAAAGGAAGAACAAACAAACAAAACGUAUAAAACGCGAAGAAGAGCGCGUCCUAUCGACGAUCUAAUUCCGACUGCGCGCCGGAUUUUCUGAAUGGGUCCACGGAGUUGCGCUCUCGUCGAACGAUAUCGUAAUUCCUUCUCUCCUCUUCUCUAACUUUCUCUUUCUCUCUGUCUCUAUCUUUUUCUAGCUUUUUAUCGGGAAAAACAGAGAGCUUCGCGUUCAAAUUGCGAAGGUAGAAAAUCGAUCGCGACUCUUAGAUUCCCGAAUUUUGCAGAUUUCAAUUUCUCACGCUAUCUCUAACGAAUCGCGUGUCUAAACGCGACAAUUCGCCCUUAACGAAAGCGGCGUUGACGGGGUAUGAUCCGUCUGAUGCGGAGUUGAAGUAUCGAAAAGGAAGCUUUUCCCAUAACGGGGUAAGUUUCGACGGAGGAAGGUGACGAACUCGCGAGAGUGCGACUCCCACGCAGAUGCGUCCGCCUGCCAAGCCUGCUCUUUGUUCGGCGUGGCGUACGUUAACAUAACGUUUUAAUGAAAUAAAACUUAUAUAAAUGGAUACAGAUUAACACGCGUUCCUCUUAUAAUUUUUUAGAAGUAGAUAGGGUCGACAACGCACUAAAAAUUGACUAUAUGGAAAGUACAUCUAAAUGUAGAUAGAGAUAUAUAUACAUGUACAUAUAUAUAUAUAUAUAUAUGUGUGUGUGUAUAUACACACAUAUAUAUAUGCAUAAAGCAUACGUAAAAUAUGUACCACCGUUAUUCCGGCGAGAUAUUUGCGCAGUGCACUAGUGACGUCGAUGCAGAUGCAUUCUUGUUUCUCCACAUUAUUUGUAAUUUUCUUGGUGCUUUCAGGAGAUUGUUAUCCCUUCACGGACAAUUAGAUAAUACUUGUGUAGUUAAAUAAUUACGUCUCUCUCACGAUUCGACACUUGAAUGAGGUGAUCACGUGGAACAUUUGAAGUAGUGCACGCGGCUCUUCAAACUCGUAAAACCAAUUAUACCUUCGAUUCAAAGUGGCGAAAUUGAAAAUAAUUCGUUUGCAUUGAAUAUUUGCGAUUCUCUCCUUGCAUUAUACUCAUAAUCUAAAAAAUAUAUGUGGAAGAAUUGAAUUCAUCUGAGCCGACGCAACGUACACGCGUGCCGAUCGCGCGUAUUCAGUAAAUACUAGAGAUUCAUGCGAGUUGGUACACACAUAUAUACACACACACACACAUAUAUAUAUAUACGUGUGUGCGUACACUCGACGGCAAGUAUACAUACGUGAGCGUACUUAGCCAGCUGUAAUUGUACGAAUUCAAUAGUUGGUGAGAUGUGCCAAACGUAGAAAUACGAUUUAUUGUAUGUUACGAAAUUACUUUUAUAUAUGCAUUAUAUAUAGUAUAUAUACCUAUCUCUGUGUGCAUGCACACGACCGCGCCCGCGCGCCAAAAUUACGUGUAUGCGUGCGUAUGCUCGGUGGAUGUGUGUGAAAAUGUGAAUGGGCGCGUCUUUUCUCUGUCGCGCGCGUUCGUCUGCCGUGCUAAAUUUACACGCGUGUGUGAAUUAAAUGUAUGCGUUCUAAUAUGGAUAAGAACUUACGUGUAUUGCGUGCAAAUAUCGAUCAGUAUGUGUGUAUGUAUAUGUGUGUGUGUGUGUGUGAAUAUGCGUUAAUGACAUGUGCAUCGAGGAAGAUCACGAUCCGUGCCCCCGUAAACCUCGUACUUGGUCUAAUUAAUUCGAGGUGUACAAAACAAUUAUGGCGCUCUUAUUUUCAUUUUUCUUAAUUAACGCGUCAAAGUUUUGCGUGAUUAACGCAUUUUUUGUUCAUCUUGCAGAACGGAAAUUGCAAUAUCAUUUAACAUGAGUAUUUAUAUCAUAAACACUAGUAUUUAUAUCAUAAAUACGAGUAUUUCUCCUCUUUUAACUUACGACUGUAUUAUUUUUUGUUUUACAAACGGGGUAAUAUGAAAAAAUUGCCGUAAUAUUCUUACAUUCUUGAAGUGAUAUCUUUCUUUGAAUUUUCUCGUGACAAUUUAUCGUCAUUGAGAAAAAGAUACUUGAAAAUUUAUUUGUAGGAUUCAAAGUUUAUUCAUAAGAAAAAAAUUUUGUUUCGCCAAAAUAAACUUUAUUUCAUUGAAAUCAACCUUAUAUCACAGAGAUGAACUUUAUAUGCUACAAAGUUAAGUUUCAAAUAUUCUUUCUUAUAAGUAAACUUACCCAAAAGUUACACUCCAAUUUCUUUCUAAUUUGACACAAAUGUAGAAGUACAAAAAAUAUUUAGGUUAUAUUUUUUCAUUUUGGCCCACACACUUUGGUU